CUGGUCAAAGCUUCUUCAAACAGACACAGUUAAAGAAACUCUAAAACCCUAAUCUUCUUCUUGUUCCUCACAGGAAACUUUCCUCUUACUUAUUUCCUGAGAAAAGUCAAGAAAAUCAGUUCUCAUUUUGCUCUGAAGAAAUUUUAUUAAACUUUUAUCGUUACGUAAUUAAUAUUUCAAUUCGUUUUCUUUUUCGUUUUGAUUUGUUUCUUCAGUUUUCUUCGCCAUGGAUUCUCCGGUAAAGUUGCUUAAAGUGAAGAUUCCGGUGCAAGCUCCAAACAAAAAGAAGCCUGAGAAAGAAGGAGAAGAGGAAGAUGGAUUCACCACUCCAAAAGGAGUGCAAUUUACCAUUCCACCGCAGGUCAAGUGUCCUCCGGCUCCUCCACGCGGCGGUGUCCAACAUAAGACCAUCGAAAAACGUCGGAAAAAAUCCACCCCACGGAGGCUUACCUCCGUCAACAUUCAAGAUUUGAACACUUUCUUCUCAAGAACACACUUAUAA
This is a messenger RNA of Eruca vesicaria subsp. sativa (arugula), 502 nucleotides long. The record is from the annotation of a GenBank genome assembly. NCBI's taxonomy places the organism in Eukaryota, Viridiplantae, Streptophyta, Magnoliopsida, Brassicales, Brassicaceae.